UGGAACAUGCCUGGCAUGAGUGGCUGGUGAAACAUGGCGUCUGCUGCUGGGUCUAUUUUAGCUAACUGAAUUAGCAAGCUAGCUAUAUUCAAAGGUUUUGACGAUAUUACUGUGAAUAGCAGUAGCUACAUUUUCAGUACAAUAAUAUCUUCAUUGCAAUAUAUUUCAAUAUGUCGGACUCAGAAGAAGACAGUCAAGAUAAGCAACUUAAAAUUGUAGUCAUCGGAGACGGGCAACUUGAAUGUUACCCUGCAAGUGUGGGAUAUUGGAGGUCAAACGAUUGGAGGGAAAAUGCUGGAUAAAUAUGUCUAUGGUGCUCAGGGUGUUCUUCUAGUGUACGACAUUACAAACUUCCAGAGCUUUAAGAAUCUGGAGGACUGGUACGGCAUGGUCAAGAAGGCCAAUGAAGAGUGUGACGUACAGCCUGUGGUCUCCCUGGUGGGAAACAAAAUCGACCUUGAGCAUAUGAGGACAGUGAAGGCUGACAAACACCAGCGCUUCUGCCAAGAGAACAGCCUCAUCAGUCAGUUCGUAUCUGCCAAGUCUGGAGACUCGGUGUUCCUGGCAUUUCAGAGAGUGGCUGCAGAGAUUCUGGGGGUAAAGCUCAAUAAAGCGGAGAUGGAGCAGUCCCAGUGUGUGGUGAAGGCAGAUAUCGUGAACUACAGUCAAGAGCCUGUAGCGAGGACAGUCAACCCCCCGCGCAGCUCCAUUUGUGUGGUGCAGUGAACCCCUCUCCCCCCACCUUCCCUAUUGCCCCUCCACAAGCUGAAUACAGCAGUGAGGGCCUCUGACCAGCAGGAUGCCCCAACACACCGGCCCAUAGCCAGAGCAGGAGAAUUGAGCUGGCCUGCUUCUUUCUGCUGAACACACACACACUGAUUCCUCCCUUUGCUCUCUCAACGCACAAGUCUUCAGAAAGGCUGUAUAUCAGUAUUUCCUUUUUUUAAAGGUUUUUAGGGUCAUCGGACCAAGUACGGCAUAUUUUAAGAUUUAUAUAUGAGAAUCUCUCUGUAUGUACAGUAUGUAAAUUUACAGCGACCCCACAGUAUAUUCCUGGUUUCAGUAUUUAAUAUAUUUUCUUGAAUUAUUUUUUGAGUAGUAACCAGCUUUGGCUACAGCAGGGACCUGUUGAAAGUUAUGCUGAAAGGAAAUGGGACCUCCAUUUUUUUUUUUUAGCAGUUUAAACACAUUUGUCAGUGUUUUAUUUUUUUUUGAGAAACUGUUACUAUUUUGACUAUCUUUUUUUCUACUAUCUUCAUUGUCAAUUAUUCUUUAAAGGACCAUCUGAUUGUAUAUAGAUAUGAAAAGUUGGUUUCUAUAACAGAAAAAUAUACAUAAACCACUGUUUUUCAAAAUGUAUUUUUAAUGAUAGAAUGUGUUUUCCCUCUGCUGUUGUAUACAGAUGCCAUAUCUUAAUUUGAUCAUCCUGUUGUUGCAGGAACUUUCCUGCAAACUUGUAGUGUUUUUGACAUUUUUGACACUUUCAGACUUACAUUUUCCGUUACGGCAAAGUAUCAACUCCUGCAAAAAAUGUCCAUUAAUUAUAAUCGCAUAACAAUUAACAAUUCCUGUUGCUGCAGGAUUAUUUUCCUGCUGUGUGAAACUGGCGCAAAUUAAGAUCCGAUAUCUGUAUGCUAAAUAUCAGGAUUAGUUUUAUCGCUCUAAGUGGUACUGUCCACACCUCCCACUACCCCCUCUCCCACAGCUCCCAGUGCUGAAACAGGAGUGGUGGGAUGAGCCUGGGUAGGUUGGUGGGGCAAGGAGCUAUUUGGGGGCAGAGAGUGGUGAAGAAAGAAGAGGCUGCUUCAUUUGUAUACAGAUGUACGAUUAAGCAAUCAGGCCCUAUGGGGUGUGGUAUAUGGCCAAUAUACCACGGCUAAGGUCUGUUCUUAUGCACAAUGCAUGCACAAUGCAACUCGGAGUGCCUGGCUACAGCCCUUAGCUGUGGUAUAUUGGCCAUAUACCACAAACCCAGAGGUGCCUUAUUGCUUUUAUAAACUGCUUACCAAAGUAAUUAGAACAGUAAAAACAAAUGUUUUAUCAUACCAGUGGUACAUGGUCUGAUACACCACAUCUUUCAGCCAAUCAGCUUUCAGAGCUCAAACCGCCCAGUUUAUAUUGUCUGUUAUACAACAUGUGAGUCUAAUCAUGAAUGCUGAUUGGUUAAAACCGCAUUCCAGCCGGUGUCUAUUCCACAAGUUACCACCGGCUAAAUCUAUGACAUUAACAUGCCUAUAUACUCUGUUCCAUCUGACUGCGCAAUCCACUUUCUCAUCAGCCUAGCCAAGCAAUUUAUAAACUUGAUCUCCACUAUUAAAAAACAUCUAGACAUCAUCUAAUUUCUUUUAGACUAGCAUUUCAUUUUCAACAGCAGAGAUUUGUAUACUGUAAACCUUGCUGCUAUCUGUCUCUCUGACAUUUGCAACAUUGUUUCAAUAUCAAAUUCAAUCUCCAGCUGUCCCAUAAUAGUGAAUGUGUCGGGAUGAGACAGGCAGGCAGUGUUUCUUAGUCAGUCACAGUCAUGAAUCAGCUGUCAUCCUUUUUAUGGAUAUGUACAAAUAAAUGGAAAUGGAAAAAAGUUCAAACAAAACAAAGUGCAGCUAGUUUGCAGUCUGUGUUGUUGGCUAGCUCCUCUGAACAACAGUGUCCUGACGAGUGACCACGUUUUCUAUGCCAGGCGAAAUCGCACCUCAUUUGCUCACUGUUAUGGAUGUAUCCAAAUAAAUGUCACUAGAAAACUGCUUAUGCAAUUGCAGCUACUUUACUGUUAUUCUGACUGUAAGUUAGUCAUAGUUGGCUAGCUAGCAAGCAAGGGAUAAGAACGUUACCAGGCAGUAUAGCAAUGGAACAUUUAGGAACGAACGACUGGGUCGUGCCAAUAGAUACAGAACAAAAACACUGAACGACUGGGCAACUGAACCAAUAGAACGAACAACCAGCCGGCUUGGGUAGUAACCCUAGAUUUAUGUCGGGACUAUAUCUUGUGGAAGGAUUAAAUAGUAUGAAUACAUUUAUGAAAAUAACGUUUUUAAUGAAAAUAUGUAAAUCGUUAUUUGAACAUGUUGGUAACCCGUUGUAUAGACGCGAUAAUAACCUCGAAGCCGGUGUUUGGAGGAUAUAUUGACUUUGUCUCGGGCCUAGCAACACCCGUGUCAAUAUAUCCUCCAAACACCGGCUUCUCGGGCAUCAUUACUUAAAUAUACCACGGCUUUCAGCCAAUCAGCAUCCAGGAGCCGAACUACCCGGUUUAUAAUCUUGAUUUGAUCACUCUUUUGUUGAUGAGAAUUUUUCUGCGCCGCAGGAAAUGCAGAUGAGCUUUGUGAUUUACAUAAAUUCACUGAAAACCCACACCAACACACAGUUAUAUUAGCAGUGUUGCAUUUUUUAUGUAGCCUCAUUUUGCCCAACCACCGAUCAAGCAACAUUAUGGACUAAACUUUCAAAUCCUGUUGCUGCAGGAUUAUUUUGCUACGACAAUACUGUUCAAAGUAAGAUCCAACAUCUGUGAAAACAAUGUGCUGAAUGUAAAAUGAACCGCUGGCUUUAUUUAGAGUGUGCUCAAGGAAUAUGUCACUAUAAAAUAUAGCUUCUGCAUUCUUAGUGCUCCACACAGUGCCCUUCUAAAAGGAAAGGUUUAGAUGUUUAGGCACUGUAGUCAAUGGAAACUAGUUUUAUUUCACUUGCCAAUUAGCAGCUUGCUUGAACAACUGUGAUUUCCCAUUACUUUCAAGACGUAAUAAUAACAUUAAUAACAGAUGUUAGUUAGAAAAAAUAAACUCUACAUUUGUGAAAUUGACCAAUUACCCAAAAAGUAUCUAUUUUCCUGAUUUAUAUUUUUGUGUUGAUAACAUAUUUUAAUUGAAGCAUCAUUCAGUUUCAUGUGAUGCAUAUCAAGACUGUAUUUUUGUGGAAAACCUAUGUAGUCCUAGUUGAAAUAUAUUUGGCAUAGAACAAUUCUGUUGCUAUUUUUAACCUUGACAAUGGAUAAAAAUUGAAAUAUGAACUGGAGCAGCUUAAAGGUAUGAUAAUUCAUCUUAGCUAUAUGUUUAUAGCCUUAUUCAACUGUCUGUUGUAGAACAGAAAAGACUGUCAGGAAGAACUGCUUUGACACGUGAAAUGUCUUCAUAGGAUCUUCAUCAUGUCCAAACAAGCUGAAUAACAGCCAACUUACACUCUUAUAGAAAAAUGUUAUAUCUAUAACCUAAAAGGGUUCUUUGUCUGUUCCCAUGGGAGAACCGUUUCAAUAAAUAUGUUGGGUUCCAUGUAGAACCCUUUCCACGGUUCCCCCAUGGAGACAGCCAAACCAUUUUUUGGAACCCUUUUUUCUAAGAGUGUAUACAUACAUAAAUUAUAGGCAUGUGUUUGUACUCGUCCCUGCUUUGUCUUGUAGUUUGUAUUUGUCAAAAUGUUUUCUUCGACCGCUAUGUUGUACUUGCACACAGAGGAUGUCAACAUUGUAUUUGUAGUACAACAGAAAAUACAUGACAGGACAUGGUUGGAUUUUACUCUGUAAACCAUGGUGUUCGCCUUGUGUAAAUUAUAUAUUUGUAAAUCAUCUGCAUUGUUUUGUGGAAGAUCUUAUUUAUAAAAUGCUGCUCACAUUUCAGUGAGAUGUCAAUAACUCCUCUUGUUGGAUGUAAUUGCCUCUGUCAUAAACACAAUCUAAAAGUUAAGUAUGAAAAAUAAUGGUAUAUCCUCUGUAGACUUAGAAAAAUGUUGUUUUAAUGAACAUUCAAAAGUGGUACAGACAUAGUGUUUGUAUAUAAACAAAAGUGCAAUAGUUUAUAUAUUAUUACUGAUGCAUAUAGUUUCCUAGGUGGAUUUCAGGAAAUAAUUAUGUUAGUUUGUGAGGUUAGUGUGAGUGUAUGCUUCAUUACCUGUGUGUGUGUGCGCGUGUGUGCACAUGCGCUGUCAUGCCGGCGCACACACUUGUAAUUGAUUGACAUGACUGAUGAUGACUGAUCACAAUGUGAUUUUCCAACAUAUUGCUGUACAUUGGUCUGGACACACAAUGUUCUUAAUUUGUGCAUAUGUAUCCUGUAAAACACCAUUAUCUAAAACAGAUUUUAAAUUGGGUGGUUCAAGCCCUGAAUGCUGAUUGACUGAAAGCCCUGGUAUUUUUACUCUUCGAAUUAUUAUUUUUACUUUUCUAAUUAUAAAUUGGGAUUUAUUAAGAACAUCAGGUUCAGCACUACAGAAUAGAGUCCAUUAAUUAAUUAAGCAAUAAGGCAUGAGGGAGUGUGGUAUAUGGCCAAUAUGCCAUGACUAAGGGGUGUAUCCAGGCAUUCUGCGUUGUGCAUUUGAACAGCCCUUAGCUGUGGUAUAUUGGCCAUAUACCACACUCCCUCAGGCCUUAUUGCUUAAUUAAUUAAUGGACUCUAUUCUGUUUAGCUGAUCCUGAUGUUCUUAAUAAAUCCCAAUUUAUAGUAAGAUGAGAGGGAACAUUGGCUGUUCCCAUUCCAAAGGUAUACAAUGAGCAACUGAUAAAGUGAAGUUACAGAGUAAUACCCCUCAGCAUGAAAUAAUGGGACUGUCAUCUAUGGAUAUGCACAGUAUAAUGAUGUGUAGUGGCCCAAGGCCACAGUGCCAUUUUUCACCCCAGGUGGGACAAUGCAAACCAAUAGAAUGGGGCCCCAUGGGACCUGAGGAGCUUGGUGAGAUGGAAGGUCAGGUAACCUAGCUAUAGCAGAUUAAGGAUCCAUGAGAAAUUUAAGCAUAGGAGGCAACCCCCCCCCAUACAGACUGAGUUAAGACUCCAAAAGCUAAUGAGGCACCUGGCUUUUGUUCCUUAAAUCUGCACUGAAACGGGUCCUACAGAUGUUCCAAAUGCCAGCCGUUGUAUUAAUUAAUCACUUAAAUAGUUAGCCCUUUUGUCCUCUUCACAAAAUUGUAAGAAGGUUUUGGUUUCAGGUGUAACUGUUUUGCUGAGUCAAGGUCAUGAAAACCUUUCUGUAGGCCUAUUUAGACAAAGAUUUAAAGGUGAUGGAAACCAUAGAGAAGAACAAAACAAAGAUAGGCGUCCUUUAAUAAACAAAUAUAAAGGAGGAAACUGCCUUUUUUAGUUUACCUGUUGCAUUUUUUUGUGUUGCUAAACAAAACAUUUACCUCAUGAAGAAACGCGAGCCUUUGCAACACAGACACAGCUGGAGUCAUUCCAGCACACGUGCAUUGUUUUGCUUGAGUGGGCGUCUUUAGGAUUGUCUCUACUGAAUUUUUGUCAAGAGCUGUCACCAACACUGACAGGCGAGACUCACCCUUGGCUUUUCCACUGUUUAGACAGGUGUUUUAGAAAAGAAAACAACUGCAGAUAGUUUCCAGUUUAAAUACUCAACAACAGUGAAGUUCCACGAAAAAGACGGGAAAAAAGAAUAAUACCGGGGACAUUAAUGCGAGGAAAAGGGCAAGGUUUUGACAGAUUGAUUGGCAAGCGGGUUUGAGUAUUUUGCCUUCCUGUUUCUCAGCUGAGAGUUUAUUAAUUAUGAGUGAUUGUAUGCUUAAAAUGGGGAAUGUUCUUUUCAAAUGGAAAGUUUGCUACCAAAGGAAAGUAGCCUAUUGCGUGAAUUUAAGAGCGAGUGAAUGGACAUUUGUAAAAAUAAAUAUGGGAUGCUGUUCA
Messenger RNA from Oncorhynchus mykiss (rainbow trout), 6613 nucleotides. Lineage: Eukaryota; Metazoa; Chordata; Actinopteri; Salmoniformes; Salmonidae. The record is from RefSeq and is a predicted model, not a curated record.